This is a messenger RNA of Olea europaea var. sylvestris, 1893 nucleotides long. RefSeq names its product TGACG-sequence-specific DNA-binding protein TGA-1A-like. The transcript has 8 exons. Gene Ontology annotation, molecular function: sequence-specific DNA binding; DNA-binding transcription factor activity. Gene Ontology annotation, biological process: regulation of DNA-templated transcription; DNA-templated transcription. Lineage: Eukaryota; Viridiplantae; Streptophyta; Magnoliopsida; Lamiales; Oleaceae. Bases 397 to 1569 code for a protein of 390 amino acids. The record is from RefSeq and is a predicted model, not a curated record.
CUGUGGCCAAACACUCCAUUCAAUAAAUAUAUCGAUUUCAAUCGACUAGCUUACGAUAACACACGCUACAAAUUAUAACAUCUUGUCACCACCCUUCCCCACUACAUAUAAUUUAUGUGCAACGCUUGUAUUUCUUUAUGAGAAUUCAAUUUAAAUAUAAAUAUUUCGAAAAAGAUGUUUGCGUUAACAAUCAUAUUCAUAUUCGAUUCUUCUUCUUCUUCGUUGCGACCUACUACGCAUGGAGAAAGAUGGGUUCUUGACCAGUGAAAUCUACUUUCAGUUUCUUCUGUGGAAACCUGCAAAUUGAGAGUGAAUUCUUAUUCUUAAAGAGGGUUUUCUCCAGUAUUAUCAAAGGUAGCAACUCAUUGAGUUCUACUGACAAACAGUUAUAACAGAAUGAAUUUCGCAUCGACACAAUUUGUUCCCUCAAGAAGGAUGGGUAUAUGUGAGCCUCUGCCUCAAAUAGGCAUGUGGAGUGAUUAUAAAGAAAAUAACUAUCUAGACACAUCUACACCAGCUAUUUUGGAGGUCGACUCUAGAUUUGACAAUCAGGUGCAGUUUGUAUUAUUUAUCAUUUGCAUGCAUUGCCUUGUGUUCUUUGGACACAUGUUAAUCAACUUGUGUGUUAUAUAUGUCCAGUCAGAGGAUACUUCACAUGGAAUAGUAGAACCUUCCAAUAAAUAUGAUCAAGAAGUGAGUAAAACAAAUGAUAAGCAACUGAGACGCCUAGCACAGAACCGCGAGGCUGCUCGCAAAUGUCGUCUGCGGAAAAAGGCUUAUGUUCAGCAAUUAGAAAAUAGUAAAUUGAGACUUAUGCAGCUAGAACAGGAGCUUGAACGAGCUCGACAACAGGGAUUGUAUGUAGGUGGUGGAUUAGAUACUGGUCAGUUAGGCUAUUCAAGAACGACAAACCCAGGUAUUGCUACUUUUGAAAUGGCGUAUGGACACUGGGUGGAAGAACAAAAUAAGAAAACCGCUGAUUUGAGGAAUGCUUUGUGUUCUGACAUUACAGAUUUGGAAUUGAGCAGUUUUGUUGACGAUGGCAUGAACCACUAUUUUGAUCUCUUUUUAAUGAAAGAAACAGCUGCAAAGGCUGAUGUAUUCUACCUUAUGUCUGGCAUGUGGGAAACAUCAGCUGAACAUUUUUUAUCGUGGAUUGGGGGCUUUCGGCCAUCAGAGCUUUUAAAGGUUCUCGAGCCACAUCUUGGCCCCUUAACUGAGAAACAAAGUUUGGAGCUUUCUAACCUUAAACAAUCAUGUCAGCAAGCAGAAGAUGCUUUGUCACAGGGAUUGGAGAGACUCCAUCAAAUUCUCUCCGAGACUGUAGCCGAUGGUCUACUGGGGGAAGGGAACUACCUCCCGCAGAUCAAUGCUGCAUUGGAGAAAUUAAAAGCUAUGGUGAGGUUUGUGGGCCAGGCAGAUCAUCUUCGCAAAGAAACAUUGCUACAGAUUUCUCGGAACCUUAACAAUCGGCAAGCAGCUCAGGGCCUCCUUGCUCUAGGGGAGUAUUUUCAGCGUCUUCGGGUUCUAAGUUCUUUUUGGACUUCUCGUCCUCGCGAAUCAUCGUAAUAUCCUUCAUCAGCUAAAUCUGCUUAAUGUCUAGUAUACAUAUGAAAAUUAGCUGCUGCCAUUUUUUGGUCUUCCUAUGAUUGAGAAGUAAAUAUGAUUAGGUAGCCUAUCAAGAGGGAGUUUGCAAAUGCUUUUUCGUUCUCCUUUUUUCCGGUUACUUUUCUUUUUCUUCUUCUUUUUUGCUUGCUUUGUUGAUUGUGCAUUUUUGUAUUUCCGUUGCAACUCUGUAGAACUUAUUAUGUAAAUUUACAUACAUCCAAGUCUUCUCAUUUUGGGGGUCUUUAUGAAUUAGCAUACUUGCUGGUUUCUGCCUGCUUCUGAUUA